AUGCCGGCCAAAAAGAAGGGAAAGAAUCAUCAAGUGCAGACUCUUGCACCUCAACCACAACCCCCUGCUACCCCGCCGCCUCUCGAGCAAUCUCAGCGUACCUUGGAGGAAGAGCUGGCCGGUUAUCCGGAAGUCCAGCGUAACGAGUUCCUUGCCACAAGAGCAAUCUAUUCAGACGAUUUUCAGCGUAUUCGAGGCAGGAAGGAUGCGUGGAAGACUCAGGAGAACUUAGCUUUUCAAGUCCGGGUUUCACCACUUGGAUGUCGCGACUAUUUUGUCAAACUCAUCUUCGAGUUUCCACGCGACUAUCCGAAGGUGCUCCCAAAGAUCAACAUCGUCGAGGUUCAGCCUAAAGACCCUGACCUCAAAAAGCAAAUCGAGCACAUUAUUGCGACCAACCAGAGACAGAAUCAAGGAAGCGAAAUAGUCUACGUGGUCAACACUGCCAUCAUGGACUUCCUUGAUCAGACUGUCUCAGACAAGGCUGCCAAGAAGACUGAGUUCAGCCUCGAAGAAGAACGUGCUGCGCAAGAAGCUUUGGCUAGGAAGCAUCUCCAAGAGAAAGAAGAAAGCACGCGCAGACAACAGGCAGAAGAAGCUGAGGAGAAAGAAAAGCUGCUGUACUCUCAAGUCGAGAGUGAGAAACAACGUCGCCAGAAGUCCAACCUGUCUCGCACGGCCACUGGUGAAGCUGGCACGGAACUCUACGACUCUCCCGAAGAACAAAUCCGAUUUGACCAGCCCAUGACCUGCAAAGACACAGUCACAAACGCACCGUUCAAGUUCAAGGCAGUCUCUGGCAGGGUCGUCAUCCUCAGACGUAAAUACAAGAAAAUCAUGAUUGUAUCUCCUCGAGUGAAUACCGAACGUGUUCAGGCUCCACAGCUUCUACUUAAGGAUAUCUACAUCCCCGAGACUGCGAACUCAAGGGCCCAAAUGCAAAAAUGUAUGGAGGUUAUCGAGGAGGAUCUGGAAUUCUCCAAGGAACAUCAUCACGAGAAUGUUGUCGACCUGAUCAACUUUAAGAUUGAGCAUCUAACCCUUGAGGAUGGCACUGGACAGUGGACCCUGGCUAUUCUUUCCGAGUUUGCGGAUAAGGGUUCUCUUGAUGAUCUUCUUGAGCUCUCUGGACCGCUCAAUCCAGCAAAAGUCCGCACUUGGACUCGAGAGCUUGUUGACGCUCUAGUAUUCUUCGAUAAACAUGGCUACGUCCAUCCCGCAGUCCAUGCGGGAAAUGUCAUGCUUUUCAUGUCACCCAAGAGAGGAGUUACAGUCAAGCUUUCCGACGGCUACGGGACGAAACUUCGAGAACUUGUUGAAGCGGUUCGCGACAAGUCUGAUGCGAAGACAGAUGAGCUGCCUCUCUGGAUCGCUCCAGAGCUAAACAACGAAACGCCAGCAAGAACAAACAAGACUUGCAUAUGGGAUCUCGGCGUGAUUGUGAUGCAAAUGGCGUUAGGGAAAGCCGUCAAGUCCAAAUACACGUCUCCCGCAGAUGUGCUCGAAGACGUCGAUUUCGAAUCCAGUGCUCAAGGACUACUGCAGGAAAUGUUUCGAUCUAAUCCAAAUCGUCGGCCUUCAGCCUUUCAACUCUCAAGCAAAAAGAUCUUCUUCGAAGAAAAUGAUAAUCUCUUCCGAACACAGUCCCUGACUAUGCUCAGCACUCCGGGACGCGUAAGACGCUACAGUGACAGACCUGGAAAUUCCAGGUAUCGAAAUGAAUGGGAGGAGUCUGCUGUGCUCGGCCAAGGAGGCUACGGCAAAGUCGUCCGUGCCAGAAACAAGUUGGAUGGGCAAUUUUACGCUGUAAAGGAGAUCAAGAGUCAGUCGAUUAAAGAACUAGAAAACAUCCUACGAGAAGUCGCCCUUCUUGCGAAACUCAAUCACCCAAAUAUUGUCAGGUAUUACAACGCCUGGUACGAGAGCGCACACGAACAAGUGGAAGAACCACACCAGCGAGCAGUCCCUGCCAGAUCGAUCCCCCAGCCUGCUCCCCUGAGUUUGGGUCAUGACUUCAUGGAACCAUCAGUCUAUCGUAACCAGGGGGCUGAGUACAGCGACUCAGACGAUGGCAACCUGUUUGCUUAUCAAGAUCCACCUUCUAUCAGUCCCGAGGACGCCUUUGACGAUGACCCAUUUGAUAGCGACCCGGAACCAGAAAGAGCAGAAGAACAAAUGACGACUGAUCCAUUCGAACGUUCAACAGCACCAGAGCCGCCAUCCAUGGAAGGCGUAAGUCCUUUCCGCAGUCAGAACUCACCACAAGUGCCUUUAAGUCCCGUUCGAUCACGCUCACUACCACAUAACGAACCAUCCGUGUUGUAUAUCCAGAUGGAACUAUGCGACGGCCGAACAUUGCGUGAUCGAAUCAACGGCGGUCUACCAAAAGAUGUCGAGGCUGGUUGGCGAUUGUUUCGGCGCAUACUCGAAGGACUUGCCUACAUUCAUAGUCAUGGCGUGGUGCACAGAGAUCUUAAACCCGAUAAUAUCUUCCUCGACUCACACGACACUCCUAAAAUCGGCGACUUCGGACUCGCUGGGUACGGACAAGCAACCUCAAAGCAACACCUCUCGUUGUCAAGACCAGCAAUGGUUACUGUGUCGUACCACAUUGGUACCGCAGGGUAUAUGCCUCCUGAGCUUGAACGGACGGGAAGCAGCUACGAUUCUCGCGCCGACAUGUACUCUCUUGGGGUCACGUUCUUCGAAAUGUGUUUCCCUUUCAGCACCAAGAGCGAAAGAAGCAUCUAUCUGGAAGGGAGGUUGAAAGAAAACCCACCACGCCUACCCCAGCUCUUCAAGGAAGAAAGCCAUCAAAAACAAGGUGACAUAAUUGCGCGGCUGAUUGAUCAUGAUCAAACUCGCAGACCAACCGCUUUGAUGCUGCUCAACAGCGGCCUGAUUCCCGAGCCUCUGGAAGAUGAGAAAUUUCAACGCUACAUUGAUAGAAUGGCUGCAGAAAAUCCUAGUGAAUAUCAAGCGCUGAUCACGAAGCUGUUCGCCAACCCAAACAGUCCUGUUGCAAGUCUUGCCUGGGAAGACAGGUCAACAAUAAGUACGGCUUCUGUCGAUUCGAUGCUUUGGAUAUCUACUUGCGACCAGCUGAAAUCCAUCUUUCGUCGACAUGGUGCAGUCGAAGUUGGUCGGCAAAGUAUCAUCCCAAAAGCCGAGUCCUAUCCACAUGCCGCAACUUUUCUCGAUUCUUCAGGCCUGGUCGUCCAGCUACCAUAUGACCUCACUCUCCCUUUCGCACGCACGCUCGGACAAACUUCUCCUACCUACAGCAAGAUCUACUGCUUUGGAACCGUGUACCGUGCUUCUUCACCAGGCUCGCAGCCAAGACAAUUUCCUGAAGUCGACUUUGACUUCAUAUCCAACAGCGCAAAAGAUCUACCCUUGAAGGAAGCGGAAGUCAUCAAGGUUCUUGACGAAGUCCUUACUGAGUUCCCUGCCCUGGCUGCACGCUGCUGGACAAUGUACAUUAAUCAUGCCGACUUGCUCGACCUCAUCCUUGAUUUCUGCCGUAUCAAACCAGUCGAAGCACCGGACGUUAAGCGGGCUCUAUCGCAUCUCAAUACUCAAGGACAAGGAUGGACACAGAUUCGGGAAGAACUGCGCAGCCCGGCCAUCAACAUCCCGGAGACAUCUGUGACUGACCUCAAGCGAUUCAACUUCGACGGCGACUUGGAAAAGGUCCGCACAAAGCUCCACAAGCUUUUCGGAGACUCCGAUCAUUUCAGCAAGGCUUUGCCCCUUCUGGGGCGCCUCGAUGAGGUGACGAAGUACCUCCAGCGCAUGAACGUCCACACACAGAUCCUCAUCGCGCCUCUCAGCAACAAUUCGGAGUAUCUCUACCGGCGGUCGCUGCUCUUCCAGUGCGCAGAUAACGCUUCCAGACGAGUCCUGGCGGUCGGCGGGCGGUACGACGCCCUAGUCCAAGAAUAUCAGACCAAGUCUGACAAGGGCAAUACUCGUGCAGCGGGUUUCCGCCUCAACAUACUAGACUUAAUCGGCUACGUCCGCAGCCAGAUCGCUGCUCAAGCAAGCAAGUCGUCCAAGACGACGGCGACCGCGGCCGCAGAGUCGAAGCCAGUGGCUAGGAGGUGCGAUAUCCUGGUCACGAGCUUCGACGCCAACGCGUUGAAGAAUUCGUGCCUGGAAGUCUUGUCGUCGUUGUGGGCCGCUGGCCUUAGUGCCGAGCUCUCCGAGGAGUUCCACUCCUUGGAGGAGCUGGAGAUGGCGUACGGAAGCCAGAUUGCUGGUGGAUACUGGCUAGUGAUUGUGAGAGGAGGAGCCCUUGGGGAGAGGACCUUGAAGGUCCGGGGCCCCUCUCGCUCCGAAGACGAGGUCAAGGCCGCGGAGUUGGUGAGCUUUUUGCGCCUGAAAAUGGCAAAGAGUAGAUAG
This is a messenger RNA of Cladophialophora psammophila CBS 110553, 4404 nucleotides long. RefSeq names its product PEK/GCN2 protein kinase. NCBI's taxonomy places the organism in Eukaryota, Fungi, Ascomycota, Eurotiomycetes, Chaetothyriales, Herpotrichiellaceae. The record is from RefSeq and is a predicted model, not a curated record. Gene Ontology annotation, molecular function: ATP binding; protein binding; eukaryotic translation initiation factor 2alpha kinase activity. The transcript is spliced from 2 exons. Bases 1 to 4404 code for a protein of 1467 amino acids. Gene Ontology annotation, biological process: DNA damage checkpoint signaling; regulation of translational initiation by eIF2 alpha phosphorylation.